GAAGCUGUAAGAAAAGUAGUCGUUUUGCUACAAAAAUCUCAUAAAAACAAACUGUAGAGAGCAGAUAAGUAACUUAAAGCGUGCAACUAAAUGUAUCAAGCAACCAUAUCAAUCAGUAAAUGCGUAAACACUUGAAAAAAUAUUAAAAUCGAUUCAGCGCACAAUCGCCAUCGAACAACGCAAUAAAACAAACAUAAGGACAACUUAAAUUUGCGAACAAAGGUUCAACCUACGCACACACACAAUUUAAUUGUGACCAAAGUCUAAGGCAAACGGAGAACGGAAAAUAAAAGGAACACCCAAGUAAAGAGAAUCACUUGUGAAAGUCAAAUACAGUCUAAAAAUGGUGCAGACUGGAAUAUCGCUGAAUGAGCGCUUCACUCAAAUACAAUCUCGCCAGCGACAGCCGUCGGUUGGCGGGCAACGGGAACGCGGAAGUCGUAGUCGCUCACGGAGUCGCAGUCGCCGGAUUGUGGAUGCAGCAGCAUCGGCGGCCAAUUCGCGGCUGCUGCAGGAGUUUAAACGGAAGCACACCGUUCAGGCGGCCCUCAAACUGAAGCGCAGAAGCCUGCGGACAACUGCUGGCGGCAUCAAAGCGCUCCGUCAGGGGCCCAUCGGAAGACCCGUGCGCACCAGCAACGGCACUCGCCUGGCAACCAUGCGCGCAGAUCUGAUUGCCAACAAUGGACGCGCACGCCGCAGCAGCAGCAUUAGUGCCCGACGAUCCAGCUCCGCGGCUGGAGGACUCCGCCAGCGCCUGGGCCUAAGCCGACCCACUGUCGGUGGUGCAGCGGAGCGUGUGGCUCAACGUCGACGCGCUUUGGCGCGACAACAGCCGCAGCAGCGUGGCCGUUCACGCAGUCGUGGACGCGCUCGUUCGCAGAGUCGCGGGCGCGAUCAGAGCCGGGCUCGUUCCCAAAGUGUCAGCCGUUCUCAGAGUCGCGGACGCCGCGGUCAGCAACCGGCUAACGGUGGCAGAGGUGCUGGCGGUGGCGGUGGCGGCGGACGUGCUCCGGCUCGUGUUUCAGUGAAGCAGCGCCUGGGCGUGCGUGCGGGCGGGGCAGCAGCAGCUGGAGGAAAAGGAGCAGGCAGCAAACGACGUGGCAAUCGUCGGGCUGACAGCAAAUUGCGGGGCGUCGCUGCCGGACGCAUUGAGAAGCGUCGCAAUUCGAACGCUGCACAGAAGACUGUGGCGGCUGCAGCCACUGGGCGCGGACGCAAAGGACGUGCACGGGGAAAAUCUGCUCUACGUGCCGCUGCCACUGCUGUUAAUGCUGCUACUGCUGCCACGCAUCGCUCGCGCUCACGCUCAAGAUCUCGGGCACGACAGGGUAAUGCUGCUGCUGGCACUGCUGCUCCAUCAAAUGGACGACAAAAAGGUGCGGGCGCUGCUGGCGCUCGGCGCCGUGGACGCAGCUCACAGCGCGCAGGUGGCAAAAUUGCCAAGGGUGUCAAUAAAAAUGGUAACAAGAAGAACAAGGCCAACAAGAGCACAGAAGGUGGCAAGGCAAACCAGCAACAGCCGGGUCGUCGCGGACGUAGUCGUGGUCGUGGUGGUCGCACGGUUGCAGGUAAGCCGCAGCGGUCCGAGGUGAAGCGCGAGGAUCUGGACAAAGAGCUGGAUCAGUACAUGUCAACCACAAAAUCAGAAAUGGACUUUUUGCUUAAGUAGAGCGCAAAGCACGACGAUCAAGAAGAAUUACCACCGCAAGGCAGUUUUUACUAAUUCUUAAGUUGUGUCUAUAAUACUAAUUAGCUGUAAGCGUCACAUACAACAAUUCUCACCGCACGAAAUGGUGUACUUAUGCUCUCUGGCUCUCUAGCUAAGGAGGUACUCUGUAAAUAGCAUAUCGUAUAAGUAAAUGUCUCUGUUUGCAUAAUUACAAUCGAAAUGUUUGUAUAAUGUGCAGCUAAAUACAAUUGACUCCUUGUUUAAACUAAA
Messenger RNA from Drosophila arizonae, 1942 nucleotides. RefSeq lists its product as uncharacterized. The record is from RefSeq and is a predicted model, not a curated record. NCBI's taxonomy places the organism in Eukaryota, Metazoa, Arthropoda, Insecta, Diptera, Drosophilidae.